AUGGGUCCUAAAUUGGCUCAGUUGUUUUUCUCAGCAUUGGUGCUAUUAACUCAAUUGCUUUCUCUUGCCGAUGCUCGCAAUAUAGGUGUUUGCUAUGGUCUAAACGGAAAUAAUCUUCCAUCUCCAAAGAAUGUAAUCAAUCUUUACCAAAAAAGUCAAAUUGAAAAUAUUAGGAUCUAUCAGCCUUAUCCUGAAGUGCUUGAAGCAUUGAGGGGAUCAGGGUUAUCCGUCGCUAUUGGUCCAAGAAAUGAAGACAUAGUGAGUUUCGCAACAAGUCAAGAUGCAGCCAAUGCAUGGGUUAACACUAACAUUGUCCCUUACAAGAAUGAUGUUUCAUUUAAAUGGAUUACCAUAGGCAACGAAGUCAUUCCAGGGCCAUUGGGAUCAAAUGUUCCAGCAGCCAUGACUAAUAUAAAAAAUGCACUCGCCUCAAUCGGGCUAAACGAGGUUAAGAUCACCACUGUACUCCCUGGAACUGCCUUGGGAGCUUCCUAUCCUCCUUCAGCUGGUGCUUUUGCAAGUGACAUAACAGCGACCAUGACCAGUAUUGCUACUAUUUUGGCUCAAGAGGAUGCACCCCUUAUGAUCAAUGUGUACCCUUACUUUUCCUACUCCUUAGACCCUACUCAUAUUUCAGCUGAAUAUGCCUUGUUCACAUCCACUGCACCGGUGGUGACUGAUGGAAGCUUGACGUAUUACAACCUCUUUGAUGCCAUGGUCGAUGCUUUCAAUGCAGCCUUGGAAAAGAUCAACUUUGGCAAUGUAAAAAUUGUUGUAGCCGAGACCGGAUGGCCAACCAUAGGAAAUGCACCUUACACAAGUGUCUCAAAUGCCCAAACUUAUAACAAUAACCUUUUGAAUCAUGUGAUGAAGAAUGGGACUCCAAAAAGGCCUAACUAUAUCAUGCCGACGUUUUUCUUUGAGAUGUUCAAUGAAAACUUGAAGGAAAAUGCAGUUGAGCAGAACUUUGGAUUCUUCUUCCCCAAUAUGCAACCUGUCUAUCCGUUUUGGUGA
Durio zibethinus is the source of this 1014-nucleotide messenger RNA. RefSeq names its product glucan endo-1,3-beta-glucosidase-like. Gene Ontology annotation, molecular function: hydrolase activity, hydrolyzing O-glycosyl compounds. The record is from RefSeq and is a predicted model, not a curated record. NCBI's taxonomy places the organism in Eukaryota, Viridiplantae, Streptophyta, Magnoliopsida, Malvales, Malvaceae. Gene Ontology annotation, biological process: carbohydrate metabolic process.